AUGAAGGUCUUCUCCAACGCAGUAACCUUCAACUACUCCUGGGAGGAGGUCUCUACCGCCAACUGGCGCAAGUACUGCCCCUGGAACGACAAGACGACGCACGUAAUUGCCGUCGACACUCUCGCUCGCACCGUCGAUCCUGCCACCGGCAUCCUUCGCACUGAGCGUCUCAUCACUUGCAAACAGUCCGCACCUGACUGGCUGAAGUCGUUGAUGGGCGGCAUGGAAGUCUCUCACGUUUUUGAGACCUCAUACGUCGACCCUUCCUCCAAGACUGUGACCAUGGUUUCGCAGAACUUGACGUGGUCCAACCUCGUCAACGUUCAGGAGACAGUCGUGUACAAGCCCAUUAGCGCCCAACAGACGCAGUUUGUUCAGGAUGCCCAGGUCACUGCCCUUUGCGGUGGCUGGAACAAGAUCAAGAACUCCAUUGAAGACACCCUUGUCAAGCGCUUCCGAGAGAACGCCGUCAAGGGUAAGGAAGGCUUCGAGACUGUGCUCGCCAUGAGCCGGAGAGUCUUCGCCGAGGAGCGCGAGCGUGAGAUGCGCAUGCGUCAAGGCAUGGCAGCAUAA
Messenger RNA from Colletotrichum truncatum, 573 nucleotides. Its product is annotated as mitochondrial protein sorting protein. Gene Ontology annotation, biological process: phospholipid transport. Gene Ontology annotation, molecular function: phosphatidic acid transfer activity. Lineage: Eukaryota; Fungi; Ascomycota; Sordariomycetes; Glomerellales; Glomerellaceae. Gene Ontology annotation, cellular component: mitochondrial intermembrane space. The record is from RefSeq and is a predicted model, not a curated record.